AUGCCGAAGUUUCAGAAGAUGUGGCGUGAAGAUGGUGUGGACAAGCCGGAUGGUAUGGGCAAGCAGGAUGUUGUGGACAAGCAGGGUGGUGUGGACAAGCAGGGUGGUGUGGACAAGCAGGGUGGUGUGGGCAAGCCGGAUGACAUAGUCAAGCCGGAUGGUAUGGGCAAGCAGGGUGGUGUGGACAAGCAGGGUGGUGUGGAAAAGCAGGGUGGUGUGGGCAAGCCGGAUGACAUAGUCAAGCCGGAUGGUAUGGGCAAGCAGGAUGGUGUGGGCAAGCAGGGUGGUGUGGGCAAGCCGGAUGAUAUUGGCAGGGGAUGGUAUGAGCAGGCGAUGAUAUGGGCAGGCAAGAUGGAAAUUGUAGGGAUUACACCUUAA
Molecule: messenger RNA, 378 nt
Organism: Sclerotinia sclerotiorum 1980 UF-70
Lineage: Eukaryota; Fungi; Ascomycota; Leotiomycetes; Helotiales; Sclerotiniaceae
Exons: 2
Coding region: 1-378 (125 amino acids)
Source: RefSeq, a predicted model, not a curated record